UUGAUUAUAUUUACAAUGAGUUCGCCGAAAACAACAAGUCAUACUGAUUUCAAUCAACGUUUAAAUCACUGCAUAAAUACAAACUAUUAUAAUUUCAUCCAUCAAAACAAUGGUGUUCAUGAAGCUGACGAAGCGAUGGACGGUGACAUAGCAUACACGACGAGGAGAAAGACCCUGAGCGUGUCCUGGACGUUGGUAACGUCCUCGUUCGCGAUAAUCGUGCUCCUGUGCGCGCUAUGCCUGUUCUUCUUCUUUCACCCGCGCACUUGCCGGCAGCUGUCCGGCUCGCUGGCCGGCUCCACCGAGAUGCUACUGGACGAGAUACGUGACGUCAACUACGGGCGGCUGGACAACAACAUCGGCACGACGGAUGUGCGGUUGCCGCGGGACGUGGUCCCUGAAUCGUACAACUUGAGGAUCGUACCGUACCUGUGGCCGGACGACCGCGGUGCUAGCAACUCCACGUUCGACGGCCAAGUCAGCAUCGUCGUCAACGUGACCGCACCCGUGGACAACAUUACGUUGCACGCAGUCGACUUGAACGUGACGGAAUGUCUGGUGACCCGGCAUCCAAAAAUGGUCUUAAAUGAACACGUAAUGAUGGCUGAUAGUUUUUUUAUACCUAUUCAAGAAACGCAACUAGAUCUUUCUAAACAGUUCUUCAUUAUCAAGUUUAAAGAUAUGCUAGAAGCUGAUUAUCAGUAUACUAUUUAUAUAAAAUACACCGGAAAAUUCCAAGACAACAUGGAAGGAUUUUAUAAAAGCUCUUAUCGCGUAGCGAAUGAAACGAAGAACAGGUGGAUAGCUGCGACACAGUUUCAACCAACUGAUGCAAGAAAAGCGUUUCCCUGUUUUGAUGAACCCGCUUUAAAAGCUAGAUUUACUUUAGCGAUUGCAAGACCCCAAAAUAUGAGAUCUAUAUCUAAUACGGGACUUAAAAUGGCUGUUAACUUGCCAAAACUACCAUCACCACUGUCGUCUUACGAAUGGGACGCGUUCGAAGAGACGGUACCGAUGUCUACUUACCUUGUGGCGUUCAUUAUUUCUGAUUUCGAAUAUUUGUCCUCCGAGACUUUUAGAGUGUGGGCUAGAAGUGAAGUGUUAUCGCAUACUCACUAUGCCAGGGAUAUCGGUCCUAGAAUACUGAAGUUUUACGAAGAAUUUUUCUCCAUACCCUAUCCGUUGAAGAAAACCGAUCUUGUUGCACUUCCAGAUUUUGCAGCCGGAGCCAUGGAAAAUUGGGGUUUAGUGACCUUUCGGGAAAUAGCUAUGUUGUACAACGAAGGCGUGUCUCCGAAUUCCCAAAAAGAACGAGUAGCGACGGUAAUAGCUCACGAACUAGCACACCAGUGGUUCGGUAAUUUAGUGACACCAGAUUGGUGGUCAGACCUUUGGUUGAAUGAGGGCUUUGCGACUUAUAUCGAAUAUGUGGGGGUAGACCAUGUAGAACCUAAGUGGAAAAUGGAGGAACAAUUUAUUGUUGCUGGUAUACAGAGCGUAUUUUUAAUGGACUCAUUGAAAUCCACGCAUCCGAUAUCAGCGCGCGUGUCGAGGCCGGAGGAAAUCAAUGAAUUGUUCGAUUGCAUUUCCUACGACAAAGGCGCAUCUGUUAUUCGAAUGAUGGACCAUUUUCUUACCCGCCACGUGUUCCGAAAAGCCUUGACAAAAUAUUUGAACUCAAAAGCUUACAAAAAUGCGUGUCAGAAUGACUUGUGGGAUGCUUUAACCGAGCAGGCUCAUAAAGAUCGUGUUAUGGAUAAAACAUUGACUGUAAAAGACGUUAUGGAUACAUGGAUACUUCAACCUGGAUUUCCAGUUGUAAACGUGACUCGUAAUUAUGAAGAGGAUACUUUAAUUGUUUCACAGAGUCGCUUUCUUCUUCACGAUUCUAAAAAUGAUCAGUUCAAUAACUUUUGGUGGAUACCACUCACGUUUACUACUUCAUCGAAGCUAGACUUUUCGGUUACAAAACCGAGCUACUGGUUCAAACCUGAAGAACUCAUGUUGAUAACCGAAACGGGAAUAUCUUCAAAAGAUUGGGUGCUGUUCAACAUUAAUGAAACUGGAUUUUAUAGAGUGAACUAUGAUUCGAGAAAUUGGAAUAUGCUAAUUGAAUACUUAAACGACCCAGACAGUUAUUCUAAUAUUGGUACUAUUAAUCGAGCCCAGUUGAUAGAUGAUGCGAUGUCCCUAUCAAGAGCAGGAUAUUUAAGUUAUCAAACUUCUCUCGACCUGACUAAAUAUCUUUAUCAUGAGACUGAAUACGUACCAUGGAAAUCAGCGUACAGGUCUUUCACGUAUUUACAUCAAAUGCUUAUCAAAACGGCAAUUUACGACAAAUUAAAAGCAUAUGUCUUACACUUAAUAUCCCCGAUGUAUAAAAUAACCGGUUUUGCUGACAAUCCUAGAGACGACCAGCUAGUUAUAUAUAAAAGAUUUAGUCUAUUAUCAUGCGCGUGUGAGUUGGGACACUCGGAUUGCGUACGAAAUGCAGUGGCUCAAUUUCAAAAUUGGAGAUCAAAUCCUCAACCGGAAAAAAACAACCCGAUUUCACCAAAUCUAAAAGCAAUUAUAUACUGUACAGCCAUUAGCUAUGGAAGUGAGGAAGAAUGGGACUUUGCAUGGAAAAUGUAUAAAAUGACUACAGUUGCCUCCGAAAAAGAUUUAUUAUUAGACGCUUUGGGGUGUAGCAGAGAGACGUGGAUAUUAGCGAGGUUCCUCAGUUAUGCUUUACAAUCCAAUUCAUCGAUCAGGACUCAAGAAAUAAGCAAAGUAUUUUAUGCCUUAACUAAUAAAGUAGCUGGUCAAGAAGUAGCGUGGAACUACGUCCGAGAUCACUGGCGUGAACUUAAAUCGACUUUUGUUACGGGAUUUUCCACAAUGAGCGAAAUUAUAAAAUCAGCUACGUAUCAUUUCAAUACUAAAAAUGAUCUGAUUCAAUUAUGGCAGUUUUACAAAGACGAAGAGGAAUAUUUAGGUUCGGCUAAAAGGAGUGUACUGCAAUCGAUCGAAAAUGCGCAAGCAAAUGUAAAUUGGAUGGAGAAAAAUUUUAAAACAAUUAGCAAUUGGUUACAAAAUGACACGUUAUAUGUGUCCCAAUAUACCAACGAAGUGGAUUAGAUUUUUAUAUUUUAUAACUUUCUGUAGAAUGUAAAUAUAUUAUAAGUAGAUUAAACUAAUGACUAAGCUAAAAUUAAUUGUUGACACUUUUGUGUCUUUUUCGCUAAAGAUUGUCUUCUAAAGACUGUUUUUAUUUUUAAACUGCUACAUUAUGAUUUGGUGUUUAUUUUCAUUAUUAUAAUUUUUUUUUUUUUUUUUUUAAAGCAGUUUAUGCUGCAUUUAAUUCAAACAGUAUUUUUAUAUAUCUAAUUUAAGAUAACAUUAUUUACAUUGUAUCUAAACAUAUUUGAUUAUACAAUUUUAUUUUAAAAUUAAUUUAUACAAUAUUUUAAUAAAUAUAAACUAUGAGCAUUAGUUCCUGAUGGCUGAUAGGUUAUACACUUUAUGGGUUAUUCAAUGUUCAUUUAGUCUAUAUUAUAUUGUAUUCAGUGUUAAGUGUUCACAUUUCAAUAAACACUCUUAAUUAUAUUUAAA
Sipha flava (yellow sugarcane aphid) is the source of this 3594-nucleotide messenger RNA. RefSeq names its product aminopeptidase N-like. NCBI's taxonomy places the organism in Eukaryota, Metazoa, Arthropoda, Insecta, Hemiptera, Aphididae. The transcript is spliced from 16 exons. The record is from RefSeq and is a predicted model, not a curated record. Gene Ontology annotation, cellular component: cytoplasm. Gene Ontology annotation, molecular function: metalloaminopeptidase activity; peptide binding; zinc ion binding. The coding region runs from base 16 to 3120 and encodes 1034 amino acids. Gene Ontology annotation, biological process: peptide catabolic process; proteolysis.